Messenger RNA from Paramuricea clavata, 2814 nucleotides. The record is from the annotation of a GenBank genome assembly. Lineage: Eukaryota; Metazoa; Cnidaria; Anthozoa; Malacalcyonacea; Plexauridae.
AUGAAGGGCCUUUUGGCGCUUUGUACGACAAUUUUUCUCCUCUACGAGGCAAAGGUACGACGUUUUAACUGUAAACAAUUUACUCUGAUUUGAGAAAUUUGAAUGACGUGUAGUUAAAGUAGAUUAGAAAUGGUGUUUUAAAUAUAGAAAUUAUACUAUCUACAGUACUAACUUAAAUGGUUGUCAGUUCUAAGCAAUUUUCCCAGCUUAGAGGAACAUUCCUUGUAACGCCAGUGUUGCUACAGGAGGAAAUUGGAGUUCCCGGAGAAUGUUGUGUUUGCAUGAUAGAUAAGCACUCUUCUCGACGCAAAUUUUACUUUUUGCAACGGUUUAAAACUACGUAAUUUUGUACAGGCAUUCACGAGUGUUUCUUUGUUCUUUUACAGCUUCCAUUUGCCCUGGGCUCUUGCCCCACUUAUUAUCAACCAGGUACGUUUAGAAAUAUUUGAAUAACUUAAGUUAACGAAAGGAUGAAUUAAGUUUACGACGAUCGGGUGGAUUUAACAAAAUAUCUUCGCAGGAAAAUCUUACAUCUUGCAGGAGAUUUUUGUCCUCUUAUAUAUUGGAAUGCCAUAUAGUUUUUCUUAUUGCAAAAAUUCCAAAAGCGUUUUACAAGUCGAGAUUGUCUUGUGCCGACAUUGUAGUUUAUCACAAUGUACGGCGCCAUACGUUCUCUGAAAUCUACAUAUGCGGGAAGUGUUGUAUUUGAAUCACACAGAAAAUGUUUAUUUUUGGAUCUUGCUUGAUGGCAUUAUCAGACUUAUAAUAGUUUUGUUUGUGGAAACACCACGUAAAUUUACUACUGCAAAGCUUUCGAUCCGUAAGUCCGGAUCUUCAUCAGUGCUAAUAAUAACAUAUUAUUAGCACUGAUGAAGAUCCGGGCUUACGGAUCGAAAGCUUUGCAUUAAUAAAUUUACGUGGUGCGAUUUCCACAAACAAAAACUAUUAUAUAUUUUAUCGCCAUGCAAACGUACAGAGAACUUAUUAUCAGACUUGUUACACGGUUGUUCUGCCAUGAUAUAACAAGAAUGUUACAAGGUCGACAACACAAGGUUGUAACAAUAUUGUUAUAUCAUGACUGUAUCGGACUUGUUGGAACAACCUUGCAACAAAUCUGAUAAUGCCAUUAAGCUUGUUACAAGUUGUCAACAUCUUGUUUCAAAUUUGUUGACAACUUGGAACAAGCAAUGCAUGCAGCACAACUUGUUGACGGCUUGUUGGCAGACUUGUUACAAGAUGUCGGGUUUUUGCGUGUGUAGGUGGGGGGGGGUCCCCCCCCACCCCCUCCACCCCCCUGUAAGGAGAACCCUGACUAGAGUAAUCCGAUAUUGUGUAACUGGGGACUAAAGCAACUAAGUUUCUAACUGUUUUCUCGUUUAGAUGAGCUCCAAGGUUCGGCGGUAUCCCUAACACGUACCGCAUCGUUUAAUAAAGCCGUAUGUUCCGAUGCUAGUGGGGGGUCAUGUUCCGCUGCAGUUGACGGAUUAGCGGAUGGAGCGCGACUGCAUCAGUGGCAGACAAGUGCUAGUCAUGGCACUGGUCACUGGUUUCAACUGCAUUUUCACAAGUUGUUUCGUGUGAAUAAAAUGCGUUUUAAACAGCUUUCUACGGACUACAAGCAAAUUAAAGACAUGACAAUUAGAUUCACUACUGGAGCUGGAUCAAUUCAGGUAUGUUCUGAGAAAUCCUACCUGCUACCAUCACUCCGGGAGGGAGGGGGGAUGUCUUUUUGGUUAUUUUAAUUUUGCCCAUAAUUUGUUAAACAAAACAACUAUUUACAUAGUAUUAAAAGAAAUGAUUAAGGCUAUGUUUUGCGAAAAUGUACUUUCUUUGGAGACACCAUUUGCCUCCUGAGAAAUAGCAAAAUUAUCAAGAUAGUGACUCUGAUGAUUUACAUAUUGUAUUGACAUAUGACUGUUGACAUUGCUUUUCUUUGGAAAUGACAAUAAAUUUUUAUUACCCAACCUUUGAGUUUUUUGUUUUGUUUUGUUAUGAUUUUACUCAACCUUAUACUCACUCAAAAUGUUGUUUACUCAAACCCGUUUUUCUUGUGCCACACCCUGCCAUAAAUACGAGACCUUUUGUCGAAAUCAAGCUAUUGUUGGAAUUUGAAUGCAUAGCACCACACACGUAAAAAUUUCACAGCUUGUCCACAAGAUGUGUUCGCAACAGGCUUGUAGCCAACUUGUCAACAAGUUGUAACAAUGCUGUUAUUUUAUCAAGUUGCUACAAGGUUGUCACUCACAACUUGUUGACAAAUUAUUGAAUUGCAGGACGAUAACAAGUUUUUGGAACAACUUGUAACAAGUCUGUUGAGCUCAACAGUAUCGAAGUCUAGUACCUUCGAUACCAAUGUGUUCUAUGAUCAUGAUAUUUUUUGUGUGCGUGUUGGUGUUAUGUACUCAGGUGAAUAUGAUGUUUGUGAUGUUACUCUGAGUGUAUAUCCACACCGGGCAGGCUGAAAAGUUUGCCUGACCACGGUGGGAAUAGAACCCGCGACCUUUGGGAUACUAGUUUAUGCACGCCUCACGGUUGAUUGCAAUUGGCCGUAGUGACUCUGUCGGAUUGUCACCCCCCCCCCAAAAAAAAAAAAAAUGACCAGGCCCUAAAACCCGCCAAUGUUCAGUGCCUCAUGCUAUUUGUUUUAUAAUUUUCAGAUACAAUUAAGUUUGCAGACAGAUCAAUGGCAAUCGUUUCGUUUUUCCGCACGAAAAGUAAAUUUUAUGCAUAUGACAGUACAGUCGUUCUACACAUCAGAGAAUUUGGCUUAUGGUUACCAGGAAAUUGAAGUAUUUGAAGAAAACGCAGGAAAAG